Molecule: messenger RNA, 1629 nt
Organism: Capronia epimyces CBS 606.96
Lineage: Eukaryota; Fungi; Ascomycota; Eurotiomycetes; Chaetothyriales; Herpotrichiellaceae
Product: STE/STE7/MEK1 protein kinase
Exons: 3
Coding region: 1-1629 (542 amino acids)
Biological process (GO): protein phosphorylation
Molecular function (GO): ATP binding; protein kinase activity
Source: RefSeq, a predicted model, not a curated record
AUGUCUGACCCGUUCAAGACCAGGACAUUGAAAAGGAAGAACGUGAAGGGGCUGGCUUUGAAUGCUCCACCUCCACGGGCCGCGAAUCCCUCAGAAGGUGAUUCGCAAAUUCCAGGUGCCCUGGGCAAUUCCGAUAGCGACCGGACAGACACGUUGGAAAUCGGCUUGGAAUUCAAACUGGAUCUGCGAAGCGAAGACCUGAUAGUCCUCAAAGAGUUGGGUGCUGGCAAUGGAGGUACUGUCAGUAAAGUCAUGCAUGCUUCUACCAAAGUGAUCAUGGCCAGAAAGAUAAUUCGAGUCGAUGCGAAAGAAAAUGUCCGCAAGCAAAUUGUGAGGGAACUGCAGGUUGGGCACGACUGUAGUUCGCCGUAUGUGAUCACAUUCUACGGUGCUUUUCAGAAUGAAGCUCGUGAUAUUGUGCUUUGUAUGGAAUACAUGGACUGCGGUUCCUUGGAUCGUAUAUCGAAAGACUUUGGACCCAUACGUGUCGACGUACUUGGGAAAAUAACCGAAUCGAUUCUAGGUGGCUUGGUCUACCUCUACGAAGCACAUCGCAUAAUGCACCGGGAUAUCAAGCCUUCAAACGUCCUAGUGAAUUCUCGGGGCAUGAUCAAGCUAUGUGAUUUUGGAGUUGCUACAGAAACCGUCAACUCGGUCGCGAACACGUUCGUUGGCACCUCGACAUACAUGGCACCGGAGCGAAUCCAGGGAGGAGCGUACUCCAUCAAAUCAGAUGUGUGGAGUGUUGGUCUCACCGUGAUGGAAUUGGCCAUUGGGAGGUUCCCCUUCGACUCUAGCGACUCUGCUGCAGGCGACAGAGCCAGUGCUGGACCGAUGGGUAUUCUUGACCUUCUACAAACCAUUGUCCAUGAGCCUGCACCGAAAUUACCCAAGAGCGAAGCUUUCCCGGCCAUUUUGGAAGACUUUGUGGCCAAGUGUUUAUUAAAGAACCCGGACGAAAGACCUACACCCCGGGAGCUGUACGAUAGGGACAACUUUCUACAAGCUGCCAAGAGAACUCCGGUCGAUUUGCAAGAGUGGGCUGUCUCGAUGAUGGAGAGACACAACCGCAAAUCCUAUCUAGCACCUCCGGCCCCAAAAUCUCUCAAAAGCGACGGAACAAGCUCUGAUGCCUCGUACACAAAUUCCGUCGCAUCUACAGCAUCCCUCAUAAGUGAUCCUCGGAGCACACCUGUUACUACCAGACAACAACACUUUCCUGUGUCCGGUCAUAUACCUGUUGCCGCCCCUCAAUUUGCGGUUCAACACACACCGACGGGUUUCGUGGAAAAAUCACCCCCACCUCCGCUGUCAUUACAACACCUGUCCCUGGAGACGCGAGAUGCACCGACUGGAGUUGGACCACGUGCAAAUCGCCUUGGGUACAACGACCGUGAUAACAUUCCUGAGCCUGCUUCCGCUAUUGAACCCUCCCAGCGGCCAAUGUUUCCUCCACGAACAAGUAGCAGCGGUUCUGUGAUCAAUGGACGAAACCCGUUAGGAAGUCCGCCACUUUCCUUGCGACAACCACCACCAUCAGGUCCACUACCGGCUCCACCAAUGAAGGAUCUGCCGGCACCACCGACAUCGUACAGUGCGGGAAUAGCUAGUCCUCGGCGACUACGGUGA